Molecule: messenger RNA, 261 nt
Organism: Aspergillus calidoustus
Lineage: Eukaryota; Fungi; Ascomycota; Eurotiomycetes; Eurotiales; Aspergillaceae
Source: the annotation of a GenBank genome assembly
AUGACAGACCCCGAAUACCGCCUCUUCCAAACCCUCCCCUCCGUCAACUCCUCUGCCACCUCCAAUCGCAGAGACGCAGGACAAGCCGGUGACAAUGACGCUGACAUCUACGACUAUACCGAUAUCAUCACCGACACAUCCACAUCCACAGCCGACCGUACCGUCAACGAAGGCUUGGUUACGGAAUCUAUUGCGUCCGACAAUGGCGAAGGCACCACCGUUUAUGACCCUGACAUCUUUGUACAAUCGCAAAAAUCAUGA